AUGAACCAUCCACAUGAAGGAGGAGUAGGCUACAACGAGGUCCCCAACAUGCACACCGGCGGCGUUGUCCCGAACCCUCCGCCACCGCUACCGCCUCCGCCUCCCCCGCGGCGCCGCCUGAUCCCGUUCCGCAUCGUCGUCAGAUCCCUCGUCGCGGUCAGCGCCUCCAUCGGCGUCCUCGCGCUCCUCAUCCUAUUCAUCUACUGGCCACGAGCGGUCCGGGUAGCCGUGGCCACCGCGACGCUCGCCGUCUUCGAGGUCGACCGCUUCGACAUCACCCCAACGACGAUCACCCCGGUGCUGUCCUACAACCUCACCGCGAUCCUGGCCGUCUCGAACCCCAACAGGCGCGUGUCCGUCUACUACGACCGGCUCCAGGCGGUGGGGUUCUACGAGUUCCAGCGCUUCGGCCGCGCCGCGCUGCCGGUGGCGUUCCAGGGCGCGAGGCGCACCGACGCGGUGCGGGCCGUGCUCGCCGGCAGCUUGCCCAUGAACUUCACCUUCGACGCUUACCCUGGUCAUCGCAGGAAUGGGGUGUUCCCUGUGGAUCUCUGGGUGGAUGGGGUCGUGCGGUACAGGUUCGGCAAGCUGACGAACACUAUGGUAGCGAGCACGCUGAAGGUCAGGUGCAGCCUGGAGCUGAAGCUGACGGUGGCUUCCGGUUGGGUGGAUUGCGCCACCUGGAGCUGA
Molecule: messenger RNA, 690 nt
Organism: Setaria italica (foxtail millet)
Lineage: Eukaryota; Viridiplantae; Streptophyta; Magnoliopsida; Poales; Poaceae
Product: NDR1/HIN1-like protein 10
Exons: 1
Coding region: 1-690 (229 amino acids)
Biological process (GO): defense response to other organism
Source: RefSeq, a predicted model, not a curated record